Molecule: messenger RNA, 14461 nt
Organism: Porites lobata
Lineage: Eukaryota; Metazoa; Cnidaria; Anthozoa; Scleractinia; Poritidae
Source: the annotation of a GenBank genome assembly
AAGAAAGACUUGACGACUGAAAAACAGAAGAAAAGCCAGGUUUUCAAGAGAUUCAAACGAGCUGAGACUGUUCAAAGUGAGUCGGUUAUUUAUUUAUUUAUUUAUUUUACUUUAUUUUGUCUUGUUAACUUCCCGAUUAUCGAAGGAGUCCAGCAUAUGGAGUUUUCCUUGUUAGGUUUGUAUGCUAUCCUAUAAGCCUACGCCAGAGAUAAAGUAGUAGCUAGCUAGUGCAUAGAUACAGCUUACAAAUUAUGAAAGGAAAUAAAUAACAAAACACCACUGUGUAUUUUUUUUUCUUUUUUCUUUCUCUUUCUCUUUCAUUUUCUUUUCUUCCUUUUUCAUAAUAGGGACACUUUAUGGAGACACUUUAAAAAAAAGGUCUAUUAUAGCCUCGUUUCUUUCUUUAUGUAACUAAAAUGCGCUUUUAUUUUGUUGUCUUAUUUUAUCUACCGUACCGUAAGUGACCUAAUAAACGCCCGGGACGUCUAUUCAAUUUUAGGGUUGCAAGCCGGGGCGUUUAAUUGAUAUGAAUCGUUUAAAGAGAGAAGCGUUUAUCCUCAUAAUUGUAACAUCUAUUAGUAAUGACAAUAGGACUGAGUGUCAAUAACAAAAUGCAAGAAUCUUAGUCUUGAAAUAUUUAUUAAUGUGAGAGAAAGAUUCCAAAGCAAAAACAUGAUCGGUUGUAACUUUGGAUGAAAUCAUCGGAAAGUUGAAGCCCGAACGCAUGAUAAACUUUCCAAAAAGAAAAAAUAAAUAAAUUAAAAUACACCACUACUUCUUCAUUUAUUUUGAUUGGUUAUCAUGAGCUAAGUAGUUAAAUUUCAUUAGCUAAGACUGAUUUGGUAAUCUAUCUAUCCCAGAAAUUUGGGUAAUCACGUGACCGUACGCCAUUACGUCCGUACACUCUUUGGGGGUGGUACCAUGUAGACUCUGGGGUGGUACUUAGUAUACUGAUAUACUCUGCAAGGGAGACGAGGAAUCCAAAGCACGCAGCUUGCGUUUGUCUUGCAGGGGCAAAAGAUUAUUAAGCUGGUUGAAGUUCACCUACAGACAGCCAAUGGAGUUUUUCUAGUGUAGAUCUUGAAUUUCGUUUGUUGAUAUACGACAAAAACUGUGAACAAUAUAUAUUUUUAGCGUGUGCUUUUACCUUGGUCACAGAUUUGUCAAUGUUUUGAAAGGUGAAUUCAUGCGUAAAAACUUAUGAAGCAUCUUGAAGUGUGUUUACCGUCGUGUAUAAAAAGUUUAAGCCUUGUGUGUUCUUUCAAUGCUGCCGCAAUAAGAAAUACAAGCUUUUUGUGUUCUUUCAAUGCUGCCGCAACAUGAAAUACAGCCGCUAUCAAGAUUCUUUCUUUGUUCAUAGUUGGUUUGAUAAUUUUUUUAUCUUAUUGGUGGUUGAGGAAAGCGUCGCAUACGGGCGGAUUCAUAACUUAAGCUUAUUUUGGCAGCGGUUUUGAAAGCAUAUGCAUACAGGCUUUUCUAACCUAAUUUGCUGCCUUUCAGGGCAUUUUCUUCAGGUGAGGUUGAUUAUUCAGCAUUGUUUUUUUCUGUCUGGUUUGAUUUGUUUAUGAUUCCGGGCGUUAUUAUUUUCUGUCACUUAUGGUUCCACUAAUACUCAAGAAAAACUAACACGAACAAACAAACAAUAAAAAUCUUUAAACUCUCAUUUGAGUCUUGCUUCGAGGUGCGUUCAUCUAGUUUUCGCCAUUUAAUCUGUUUAACAAACGACAACGGAGCCGGUCGGGAUAAAAAAAAAACAACAACAACAACAAAAACAAACAAACAAACAAACAAAACCAGUCUCAAUUAAUCAAAGGUCAUAAAUCAAAGGGUUUUUAGAAACGGUUCAAACACACUAAUCCUCUUUCUAGAAUGAAUUAAACUGAACUGUUCUUGUUGUACAUUUUCUAGUGCAUUUGAUGUUGUUUUGUUUCUGGUUUCAUUUUUAUGCCGUCACUUCACGUAAGAUUUGAGACAAUAACAGGAAAGCUUUGAGAGAUAUUCUUGCCUCGAGGUCAUCUUAAAAAAUAGCAAACACCGCGAAACCAGCUUGGAAUUCUCGGUAGGAUUUUAACCGCCGAGAUCUUUGGACCAAGACAAGAUCUCGCCCAGACCCCUUUAUCUCGGCCAAAAUCUGGCCUAGAUCUCGCCGAGGUUCCAAAAUCUCGGCGGCCAAAAUCGCGGCGUGGUCUUCCCGUGAUAACGGCGGCAAAAAUCUCGACGAGGUCCCUGAAUCUCUCUGGAUUUCUAAAGAACCAUUCGUGUUGCACCGCUAUUCUGAAAAUGACCAAGGACUGGAGAAGGAGCCUUGUCAACAGAGAGUCAGCCAUGGCCGUGGCCGUUGAUUUAUCAAAGGCUUUUGACCUUAUUAAAGGGACUGGUUCACGAUAAUGCGCAGGUGUGAGUUCUGACAGUGGCUGAUUGUUUUUAAACCAAUCGGAAGCGAGUUAGAUGCACGCAAGUAAACUGAAAAUUCUAAUUCAUGGUUCGCGACGCGAUAGUAUUUCAGGGCAUUUGGUUUGAUUUCAUAUAUCCCCAUAAUUCAAGUUAAUUCUUUGCUACUCCUCAGAUAUAUGUUGCAGCCGAUAAGAAUGAGAUUUACAGCCCUGUCUUGCUUUGAAACAAACAUUUACCAACGUGUAUUUUUACGAGGUCGUUCCCACGCUAACAAAGCAGUCACCCGAGAUUGGCAAACAAAAUUUGUAAACAAACAUUUUUAAACUGUUCUCUCAGUUCACCUUAUGUAAACCCAGAAAUACCUACAAAUAGCGCCUGACCGGUGACAAAAACACACAACGUAUAUAUGAGUAUAAAGAUUAUUCUUAAUUGAGCAUAAAUUUCAAUUGCUUACCAGCAAAUGAACAAAUUCAUUCUCGUUGCACCGGGUCAGUGUUCCGCAAAACAAAUGUUAUCGAGUAGAACACAUAAAGAAACUAGAUUAUAAACAGAAUUUUCAGGCAAUAAUUUAUUUUAAAAACAUCAAUUCUUAAAGAUAUACGAUCGUAAAGCAAAGAUACAAGGAACAUUUCAAGUGUACGAGAUCGUUGAAGAUCGCGCGGCCUGUUGCGGUAUAACUACAGGUAGCUACAGGUCGGAGUCAAAAAUCAAAUCAAAGUUGAACGAAGUCAUGCCUUUAACCACUUUCCAAGUGUCGUGUAUUCCUUUCGUAAGCCACACACUACUCCUAGAACCAUACCAGACCGAUCGGCUAAUCUUCUCUAUCUCCAAAGACUCUUGAGAACGUCCUGUUGCUGGACGGCCACGAUGCUCUUCUGAAUCUCCAUGACUGAAAACAUUAUUUUUUGCGUCUUCUUAAAACGUAACCAGUCAAACAACAAAGCCACACGUUAAUCACCACUACUGAAGUAUAACUACGCCAGCCAAAGCGACGGAUUUCGGAAUAAAACGAAUGAUUUUCAAUGAUUGUACCAGUAAUGGCGGUUUCGAAUUUAGUGUUGACCCAACAAAUUUAUUUAUAAACGGCGCGCAUGCGUAUAACCGUGAUCGCGUCCCUUACACCACAAUCUCCUGUCGGCAAAGCUGAAAGCCUAAAAUUGGUCUCUCUCAAUUCGCCUUGAGUUUGAUGUCAUUCUAUUUACUGGGUCGUGAACAGAGGGUUUGUUUGCACGGUGUGUGCUCAAUUAGUUAUUCAGAGUUUAGGGCGCCGAUGAAUAAAUCGUACAUCAUGCCUCAGCUGCACGUACAAGACCGUAGGUCUCGACGGACAACUAUUUUUCUGUUUUUACAUACAAUUUACUCUUAUAGUGACUUGUACCAGGUGUAACAUUAUCUCCUCUCAUAAAUGUUUGAUCUACACUAACCAAACGUUUUGCACAAUGAGCUUCAACAGAAAGUUAAUAAAUUUUUGUGGGAGGAAUAUUUCGAAACUGAAAGGCCAUUUCUGUUCUAUUUUUGCGUGGACGUCGCGCGGGUUUUAGAGCUCGUGCCAUACUAGUGCUCAGGCUGCGCACGGUCAAUUUGCUUUAGGGAGCCACCUCAGGCUGCCUCUUUGAUCCACCAAUGUUGUACAAAAAUGCCAAGAAAAAAAUGUAUGUUGUCAUAUCUCCCACCCCCUCCACCCAAAAAAAUGCGAUGAUGAAGUCUGAUUUCUGCUCUUUAGUGAACAACAUUGGCUGGUUGGGUGAGUGGAGGGUUCAUAAUGGGAUAGGUGUCCUGUGAGUAAGUAAGUGCAAAAUUCUUAACACAUUUUGUCCAAUAUUGUAGCCAUGCAAGUAUAAAAAUUAUCACUGAGGCAAUUGAAAGACAUGAUAAAAUGAAACAAUAAACACCUUCAGCUCUCAUAAUCAAUCAGAACCUGAUUGAUAAUGGUCUUCCUAAAGUAAAAAAAAAAAAAUGUAGAGAUACUUACGUCAGUAGUCUUCAAAUAACCCCAAACCUUUUGUCACAUGAACUGCAAUGAAUGUUGUAUAUAGAGUGCUUUAUUCAGCUUGGCCAUCAAGGCACAGACAUUCCUACAGAAGUCUUUAUUACUGUUCAUAAAAAAAGUAUUUAACUUUAUUAGUUAGAUAGUUUUUAUAGUCAGGUACGUGACAGAAAGAAUAUAUGCUGUAGCAUUACGUUUAGCAUUAUGUUCGAAAACAAAAUCUGAAAUAAACCACAGACGGCUUGAAAUUAACCAUCUUAUUGGGACCCCUUUUAAAUGCCACUGACAACAGUGACGUCAAAGUGGAAAAUGCUGGCGUACAUAGCCCCACGACCCCACCGCGGUUGUCGAAUAAGUCAGCAAUAUUGGAAAGGACAAAAAAAUUUAAAAAGGAAGCAAAUUUGUGCCCAUGGUUUGGACCUAAGAGAGUGAAUUAAUCAGAAGCAUUUUCCUUACGUAUGACUGUUGAUUCAUUUUGGGAAGUGAACAGCUUUAACUUUAAAGUGUCUAUUUUUGGCUCCAAAGUAUCAUUCUAUAUUUUUAAUUCAUUUAAAUCGCAUCACAACAAAUGCUUGAAUGGGAAAUGAAAAAAAAAAAGAAUAAUCAUAAAGUAAAAUAACAAUAGUAAUAAAAAAAAAAAAAAGAAUAAUCAUAAAGUAAAAUAACAAUAGUAAUAAUAACAAUAACAAUAAUAAUAAUAAUGAUGAUGAUGAUAAUAAUAAAGGAAUUUUAUGUGUUUACCCUUUAGCCUGGAAUCCGUAUUGAUUGCAAACUGGCAACCUACUGUUAUACCUUUCCUUUGUUUCUUUCAUGAAAAGAUACUUCUAUCAGUCCCGAUGAUUCGAAGAAAAGUAAGAAUUGUUCGAAGGAAAUAACGACGCAAACGAAUAAACAAAUAAGUAGAUAAAUAAACGUGCACAUAUAGGGUGCAUACACUAGAUUUAAAAAAAGUUAAUCAAAAAGGACAAACCAUAUUUCAACAAGUUUGUAACGGCUUCCUUUUAACAAUGUGGAAGUCAACAUACUACUAGCGUUUUAAAACUACAACUUAUUAGCCUCUAACCAUCACAACCAACGGUGACGCACAAAAAUGGAAAAAGCGGGCGUACAUGUACACACAUGCCAGCCUAAUUCAAUUACAGCUGUCUCUCCUCCCUAGUCGCCGGUAGGUCAACCCAAGCGUUAAGGAGUGAGGAGAGGUGGCUGUAGUCGCAGACUAAGUUUAUUAUUUGCAUAAGUUCAGUGGUCCUCGAGAGAUGUCAGUUACCCGCCAUAUAUAACAAAUUAACCACUACGGCUUGAAAUUAACCAUCUUAUUGGGACCCAUUUUCCAUACAAAAUUUUAACCCGUAAACGCCACAGUUAACAAUGACGUCAAAAUGGAAAAUGCUGGCGCACACACCCCCACGGCCCCACCUUAGUUGUCGAAUAAGCCUACAAUAAUGGAAACGAAAAAAAAUAAAAUAAAAAAGGAAACGUUUGUGCCCAUGGUUUGUGCCUAAGCCAGUUCUAAAGCAUUUCCCUUACUUAUGACUGUUGAUUCAUUUUGGGAAGUUAACACCUUUAACUUAAAAGAGUUUAUUUUUGGACGCACAGAAACCUGUGAAGUUAAACCAAGCUUAUGUCAAGAAGAUGAACAACGGCGUGUCAAUGGCAUUCCUGCGAACAACAUAACCAUAACAUUUCACAAGCUUAGCGACACUGGCAGAUUUUAUGCAAAUGUAUCGUGGACACCUCCACCUGGUACGUUUAUCAGAAUCUCAAGAAUAUGCAAUGUCCAGUUCCCAAGCAAUGGAUCGUUUACACUGUACCUAAGAUUAAUUAAAGGAAUUAUAUGAAAUAACUGGUUUACCAUUUACUUUCAAAAACUGAGGAAACCAUUUGAUCGUGCAGUGAGCAAUCACAAUAAAGUUCAGGACACGCGAGCAAACCUCAAAAAUCCCAAACUUAGUGAACUGCCGUUGCUGUUUGCGGUUUAGUCUCCCCACGCCUUAUUAGCUAUUUCCUCGCAACACCAAAACAUUUCAUAGACAUGUCUGGUGUUCACGAUUUUGUGAAUUUCACAGUGUUUGGUCAAGAGGGGAACAUCAAUUUACUUCCAAGUCUUAAAAUUUCUUUUCUGUUACUCUUAUUUGUGUUCAGCUUUGCUGUGUUUUCCUCUCAAAGCAGGACCAGACAAUUCCACUGGUUACAGGCUGAUUUAUAUUAUGGGGCGUUACUGGGACUAUUGUUGCCGAGACGUAAAUAAGGUGAGUCAUUCGGUCAAAUAAGUUGCCAUUGUCUAGUUACCCCUACUGCUUCCUGCGACCGGUGUGAGAAUCCAGAGGAUCAUGAUCGAUCAUGAUACGACCACCAAAAUUACAUAUUAAUUCAAUAACAUUCGUGCGCACGUGGAUGUUUUUCGUGAAAUGAGGACCAAUGACCAAUCUACGGUGGCCCGUUAUCGCGCGAUAAGUUAAAAUUAUCGCGCGAUAAAAUGAACAGUUAUCGCGCGAUAAUUAGUCAGUUUAUCGCGCGAUAAAUUUGCAACAUAUCACAUGACUCACGCUUUCCACCCACGUGUUUAUAGCCUUUAAUUCUCAGAGUUUAGCUUUUACAAGUAUAUCUUUGAGAGACCUUCCUUGUUUGUACGAUAUAAUUAGAGGUUCUUUGUAGAUCUGUCUAAGAAGAGGUUGGUUCUCUAUCAGUUACCAGUGUUUCAUAAGAAUGUUUUUAUGGCUAGCAACUCAAAUUUCAAAGAACGCUUGAUUGACAGAAGCUACCCACAAACUAUGAUAGAAAACCUUCUAUCAGAUAUAAAGUUAAUAGAGAGGGAGUCUGCACUCCUGAAACACAACGACAAAGAGAAAAAAGAAAUAUUGCCUUUCGUGACAAAGUACCAGCCCUCAGGUCUACUUUAAACGAAGUUUUAAUGAAAAAAUGGAAUCUUAUACAAAACCAACCGUUACUUCGCCAAAUUUUUAAAGAACCACCUAUCAUUUUCAACGAGAAAGGAAAAUCCCUGGAGGACAUGCUCGUUAGAGCUAAAAUGUAAAAGGUUAACACAAGGUUUCACGCCGGUAUGGAUGUGCGGCCUGUCACCGCUAGCAUUUUCACAUGUUAACCUUUAAUUAGUGCGCAUGCUAAUCCGCCGGAGAACUCAGUCCUUUUCUGUAAAUACAUAACAAGAACAUAACCUUUAUUCACUUCACUUAAUAAAAGGGAUCACUGUUGGACAAUGAAAUACUUUAAACUUGAAGCUAAGAAGUAACCUGGCUUGAUUCUCACUGUAUAGUUUUGAAACGAGAGAUACUUGAUUACAUAUAUUUAGCACUCAUUAAUUGUAAAUCUUAAUUACUCCCCUUUUCCUUCAGGAUUAAAAUGCUGUAAUCCUUGCUUGGAAAUUUAGCUUGGCACCUCAAAUGAACCCUAUUAAGCUGGCUUAAAAGUUAGACUAUAACUCCUUCUUAGUAUGAUAAAGAAAGGGCCAACAUCAAGAUAAUGCAUGCAUACAUGCAUGCAACGUUUUAGCUUCUCUUUUUCAUGUGAUAUGCUGCAAUUUAUCGCGCGAUAAACUGACUAAUUAUCGCGCGAUAAUUCAAAUUUAUCGCGCGAUAAACUGAAUAAUUAUCGCGCGAUAAUUCAAACUUAUCGCGCGAUAAACUGACUAAUUCUCGCGCGAUAAUUCAAAGUUAUCGCGCGAUAAUUUAAACUUAUCGCGCAAUAAGUUAAGCAAAAAAAUAUAUUUUAAUGUCCCUUACGGGCCACCGUACCAAUCAGAUCACGAUAUUAUAUAGCAGAAUCUUCUAUCAUUGUUGGCCGGCAUCAAAACGUAUUCUACAGUCUUCCCCGCAUAGCUUUCUUCCCCAGGGAGUGCUCGACUUGCUUGGCCUGCUGAUUUUUUUUUCUUUUUUUUUUUGCUUGGCUUGCUUCGCUUGAAGAUUUUCUUUUAAGCCCCGCACCAUUUCGGAGCCUGUUCGCAUGUCAUUUUUCUCAAUACCUCAAAUCCCUAUAAAUAACUUCCAUCCCUAGUAAUAACUUUAGUCAUUCAGUACUUAACUGAUAAACAAAGAGGCAAAUGAUUAGAAAAUUACAAGGCGCAUCGACUAUAACCCGAUGAAGUUGCUUAUCAGCCGUUUCCACUGUUCCAGGGUAUGCCAAAAAAGGGUAUCCACACUAAUAAAGAACUGAUAAAAAAACAACAACAACAACAACAACAAAAAACACUGUUGAAUUCAGCCAUUAGUGAAAUGGGGCAACUACAGAAACUACAACUAUAAAUCUCCAAUCAGUACGCAUAUGCGUACAUAUGUUUGUCUUUAUUGCUUUCAGACAACUACAUCAGCCAUUGUUGAUAGAUUUACUAAAGGCUUAAAAGGAAAUGAGUAUUUUCGCGUCAAGGUAAGCUUAGAAAAGUCAACCAUCAUAAAGAAAACCGUUGCCUCCAUGGAAUUACUGCAACACUUGUCGGGGGAUUAAGGGGUUCACUCACUAGAGGGAUUAAAUUUUCCACGAGAAAAAUGCUUUCGAACCAACAAUUGGGUAGGUGUAUGUUUUCGCUGCGUUGUGAAAUCGUGGAUGUCUCGCUGCCAUGCGAUCGACUCCGGGUUGUCAUCGAGUUAGAUCGUAUGUUUAUUUUUCCUCUUUAUUUGCGAGACGAGGCCGAAGGCACCGUGUAGCGUGGUUCAUAAAACUGCAGGAAUGUGCGUCGCACGUGGAUCACUUAAACGAGUGAAAUAUUGGGUUGCCUACCUAUAAGUCGGAUUGAUGUUCAAAUUUUUUUUAGCGACAAAAGAGUGACAUCUCAGUCUGUAACAUAGGAAACUGUAAUUUGGCAUCAGCAACCGAAGCCAGCUUAGUGCUAGACUUGAAUUGUAAAUUGUAAAUUUUCCACGAGGAAAAUGCUUUCGAACCAACAAUUGGGCAGGUGUAUGUUUUCGCUGCGUUGAGAAAUCGUGGAUGUCUCGCUGCCAUGCGAUCGACUCCGGGUUGUCAUCGAGUUAGAUCGUAUGUUUAUUUUUCCUCUUUAUUUCCCGGCCUACUGUUUUUUCCACUCUUUUCCCGAGAUUCAAGAGAUUCUUCAAGACACGUAUUUCCCAUCUCAGUUCUGUUGACGAGUUUGUUGGUGAAUCUACACUGCUCAGAAAAACGGGGAACGUUCUAGCGUCGUAUUGCCUACCUUACUUGACUACCUUUGUUUGCGAUUAUUUCACACAUAUCCUGUGCUAGGUUGGUAAUUACAGCAAGUUUUUUUAUGGACUGAUUCUCGCAUUCACUUUGUUUACCAGGUACUUACUCUUCCACUUACACCAGGUACUCCUGUUAAAGUCAAACGUAAGUUAAUGGUCAUAUUUUCUCGCGCGCUAGCUGUUAUUUACUGUCUUCACCUUUAUCAAAGUUGCAUUAAAAUGCCCUAGAGUGUCAAAUGUGCAAUCAAAUUACAUGAUAUUAGAAUAUGAAAUUGAUGAUGCCAUUUUUGUCCUUUUAACUCUCUUUCUUGUCACAGGAAAAAGGAUACUGCAGCCGACUAGGCUGCCAACCGGUAAUUCUUUUAAGAGUACUUGCAAAGUAAAGAUGCUAUUUUUAGAAGCAUAAGCUCGUUUUACUCUAGCCAAUAACGGGACCAGAUCGAUUCUUUGUUUUCAAUUGCUUUAGUGAAAGUGACUGGUAGGUAAUGAAAAAUAUGACUUUUAAUCGAACAGCUGUCAUUCAAAGUCGAUCCACAGAAGAAAUAACAUUGCUUUUUUGCUUUUUUAAUCCGGUAUUCAAAAUAUUUCUCCGUUUUUGAAUGGUCUAAAUAUCCGGGCCAAUAAUUUAUAAAGCGCUAUCGCUGACUAAAAUUGAAUAUACUUACGUUAAUUGUCCAUAAAAAAAAUAUUAGUCGUCAGGUAGAUCGUCAUAUCACUUAUAUAAUCAUUGGAUGAUUUAUGUCACACAACCAAUACUUACGUAACUGAUGACCGAAUAUAAACACUUGACAUUUAGAUGCAUUGUAUUUGUUCAUUUUUUUCAAGAAAAUAAGUCCACCUGACUACAAAUCCACCCAGUAAUUUUUUACGCUUACCCAGUUUAAUUGACGAUAUUACUAGGCCUUUUCCUCUGCCCUAGAAAGACUUUUGGCCACGUACCUGCAAGAGCUGAAUCAUGUUCUUCUUUACGACGAACAGAAAAGUCAAAACAAUCAAAACAAAAAUAAUAAUAAUUAACAACAGCAAAAAAAAGCUCUGCACGGAGAAAAUAUUCAGUUUAACUUAGUUCUCAUUUUAUUCCAGUCUAUUUUAGACUAUUUUGGGCUAUUUAAGUUUGAUGUCGUUUUCAUGCCAUGCGUCCCAGCAACUUUUUUCAGACAUUCCAGCAGCUAUAAAAUCUUAGUCUUAUGUGUCAGUCUCCUCAAAAUUGGCCUUCUGGCUAAUUUUCUUGUGCUCUUUCCACCUGAGGCAUUUUUAGAGCUGUAAUUGUAUGCCAUAAUUUUUUGCUUAAGAAUGGUCACGUGAUCAAGUCUUGCAAAGGGCCUAUUAGAAAUAUAGGGUUCAUCAAUUUGACACGUAUGCGUACAGCAGUUGCAUCUGCAUUGGUUAUUUCGCCUUAAAAUAAAUAAAUAAAUAAGACAAAAAAAAAAACAACAACAACAACAAUUCUUCAGAUGAAUGAAUCCCAGAGUGGUUUUAGUAAGCCUAAUUUAUCCACAUUUAGCUUUUUCCUUAGUAUUCAUUUCCUUGUAACAUUUUUUGAGACAAUGCUUUUGCAAACAGGUGUGGCGAAAUAUCUUUUUUGCAAUCUCUUUAAUUUCAUCUAGAAAAUCAAGAAACUACGUCUCCAUCACAAACAAGCGAGGGUAAGGAAAAACAACAACAAAAAUGUGAACAUGAUACACGUACAUCGUCAUGAUCGAUAAAACCCCCUGGCAUGGAAGGAUUACAAAAAAUAUAUAUAUCUAUAUAUUUCUAACUGUCGCCCGGAGAAGAGAAAAUGCAUUGAUCAAGUAUAAACGGAUUUACGUGAACAUGUUUAUUUAGUCUUUUUUUUUUCUUUUUUAGGAGAAGAAGUUGUCCUUACUGCGAAAACUCCUGGUAACUUUUCACGUUUGAUGUUACUAGCUAUUUCCUUUUGUUCUAGAAGGACCAGUAUCCGACAGGAGUAUAAGACUGAGGAGACAGUAAUAAGACUACGCUAUCUGUGUACCUAUCAGUUAUUUCUCUCAUAAGUAGGUGGAUUUAUGAUUAUGAUCUUCCGGGCAAGUGUGGUCCUGAAUAGAACUGUUGUUGACAGUGACAGACGUUUCGACAACGUGUGCAGUAGACAUCUUUAGAGUCAACGUGAGUUGCAUCACGUCUGUUGAUUAAAUUUAACUCUUUUUAUUAACCUGAUAGGUCAAUUAAGUCUCAACGUUAUUGGUCGUCUAUAAGUUAAGCCUUGAUUUCAUUGGCUAUGAAGACUCUAGAAUCUACACAGCCCUAUAACAUCACUGCUUAAUGAAAUGACUCUUGCGGUUCAAACCUUUACAGUUCUACGCCUGAUAGCUUUCUUAACCCAAGUUGUACACCAAAGGGAUCGAUUUGUCGGAACGAAUUGAUAUCUUCACUGCCAACCAACUGGGUCAUUUCUUUUUCUUUCUGAACAGAGACAAUAAAUCAAUCUUCAUCGUCUUCAUCUACAAGUAAGUAUAUACUAUAUUUUUUAAAAUUAUCAGUGAGUGUUUCAGUUUUAGUUUGAACAAAAUGAGAACGAUAUAAGAGCACGAGCUGCAAUUUUUUGUUCUUAAGCUCAAGUAAGCCAAGAGAGUAUUUCUGCAUCUCUGUCUAAAGGUGAGUGUGGAAAAUGUAUGUUGGUUUGUUUGUUUUAGUACAGUUUACAUGUCUUUUAUAUAUAUCUGUCUGGAUUUGCAAAAGGUACCUCCAGGAUUUUUUAGCGACCAUAUUUUUUUCUCUUACGAUGUUUUCAGUACAAAAAAAUCCCUAAAAAGCUACAUUACACAAAAAACAAAAGAAAACAAAACAAAACAAACAAGACAACACAAAAGACAAACAAACAAAAAACAUGUGUUCAUGUGUUACAGCCCAUGUUCUUUAUAACCCCUCAAAAAGCUACACUGCUUAUGAGCAUUCUCGCUGUCAGUAACUAUUACGCGAAGGACAAGUCAUAGGUGAUAACGAUUGCUGCUGCUACUGUUGCUGUUUCUGUUGUUGCUUUUCUUUUAACUCUUUUGUUGGCCUUCCAAAGCUUUCUGUAUUUUGUAUCAUGCAAUCUCAGUUCAACCCGAUGGUUGACAAAAUAUUAUUUUUCAGCAAUUUUGAAAGUUCCGUUUAAACUUUGGCACUGCUCACAUAAUUAGCACCUAGGCUACUGCUCUAAUUAUGCAUAUUUAUUUAUUUAUUUAUUUAUUUUUCUUUGUUUCAUCAUUUUUGGUCCCAUAUCAGGCAACAAGGCUUCACGCGAGAAAAUUUUAAUCAUCACUGCACCUUCGAUCUUUGUGUUACUAGUUGUGACUGUUUCAGCUUACUGGUACUUUCGGUACUUAAGCACACAAAGACAACCAGCACGAGGUCAGUAUUACUUGAUUUUUGUAAAAUUAUACGGAGUUUCACAUCCUCUACGAGACAAAAAUCGUAGCGUUUUCAUGUUAUUUCAGGUGCUCGCUUGAGAAAACAAAAAUGAACUUCCAAGCAAUUGAGGAAGUUCAGUAGGAGGAAAGAAAUACGUAUAUUACAAUUUGUGUAAGAGCUUGUACUGUAUUCCUUUUGAAUGAUGAACCUCAACGUGUCAGACACGAAUUUAACAAGGUUUUUCUAAAUGUUGAUUUCUAUUUAUUUCAUUUUUUGGCGCCAUUCAGUGCUGUUCCCUCAGUGGUUUAUUAGCACCCUCUGAGAUCUGCCGAUAAUUCUUCAUAGCAUUAAUUCCUCCUUUCUCUGUUAUUGUUCAUUCUUAUUCAUUUCAAAUAUAGUUCCGUUUCUGAUUGACUUCAAUUUUCCCCGGCUGGUAUAAUUUUCAUAAAAAUCUAGUGCUGACUAAAAUAUGAAAAUGUUUGUCUAUAUCAGUACGAUAUAUAUAUAUAUUGAUUGCUAAGAUUCUAAGGGAUGAAAAAUGGUUUUGAAGUCGAAAACGUUUCAUCCCUGUUGGCUUGGGAAAAUUUUGAAUGAAUAAUUACUAAACUCAUUACAAUUGAAUUUCAUACUAUGAGAAGUAUUUUGCAGAUCUUCGUCCGGUGCUGGAUUUCAGACAUCCGCGUGUUAUCACAUUAAUCUUAGUCGUUUCGGGUAAAAUGCAGUUUGUUUUUUUUUUGUUUACAGUUAUUCUCUAAUGUUAUCUUCCAGAAGAACAUGAACAGGAUGUUGAUUACGACGCCUUCAUCAUAUACAGCUCUGCAGACGAAAAGUGGGUUAAUAAGAUUCUCUGUCCAAUUCUUGAAGAAAAACAUGGUUUGAGGUGUUGUGUUCACCAUAGAGAUUUUGUUGUUGGAAAACCGUUUCGCGAAAACAUGGCCGACAGUGUUUAUAAAAGCAGGAAAAUCAUUGCUGUCGUGUCCCGCAACUUUUUCAAAAGUAAAUAUUGCAGUCAGGAAAUGGAUAUGGCUUUAGGCCGAUCAUUGGAUAGAGGAGAUGACAGUGUUAUUGUGAUUAAAUAUGACGACGGUGUUGACACAAGGAAGCUUCCUAAAGCACUGAGGCAGAGAAGCUAUAUUGAUUACCCAAAGUUGAUUGAAAAGGAAAUGUGGGAGAGAAGGCUUGUCGACUGUUUAAAGCACGUUCCCGGCAAGAAAACGUCUCCGGUUGGUUUCGUGUAAUCGAUAGGAUCCUGGGCAGAGACGAGUUGGCUUUCUUCUAAUUAUUAAAAAAAAAAUGGUCCAAUUUCUAUUAGUAGAUUUGUUAAUGAAGGUGGGAUCCAACACGCACACAACCAAUUUCAGUAACAUGCACAUCGGCAUUCGUUUUUGAGGAUUGUUAACUUAGACAUGCCCGGUACCUGCUAAGAUUAGACGGCCAGAGGCAGUUUGGCCCGUUUUCCCUUCAAGCACCACCGGCAAAAGUCCUAGUUAUUAUGACUCAUGCCUUGCAGAGUGCCACCUACGGCAGUGCUACUAAAAUGAUCACUCGCUUUAACGUU